GGGGGGGCGAGAGGAGUAAUACGAGCUUUAAUCAGAAGACGACAACAGGAAUAAUUUUUUUUUGGUAUUAUGAAAGGGUUUCUUUACCCGGCGCAGUCUGCACAGUACUCUUUUUUACGUAUUCGUCAUGGAAGAAGCUGAACUCCUAAACAAAUUCCAGUUCUCCCGAAUUCUUUCACAAGAUUCGCGUGCCAAAUGUGUUUACCUCUUGGGACGCAUACCAAACCAAGACCAGCCGGAAUUGGAGGAUGCCAUCCUGUACUUUGAGAAGCAUCACUUUUACGAGUCGGAAUUGCCCAUAUUAGCAUCCAGUAGGAUUACCGAACUUAUUGACACCGAAAGUAACGACAUUUACCACUGGACUAAAACCAAUCUGGUGAAAGAUUUAACGCGACCGGACGUGAAUAUUCGGAUCAUAUAUCCUGCCACUCAGGCGCAUAUUGACAAAUACUCCACCAGACCGUUCAUCAAUAUCCGGGAAACAAGUGACGAUUACCUUCAAAUAACUAAACCUUAUAUUGAAGAACAGCCUUUGAAAAGAGUUCAAUGGGUGUAUAACAUUCUGGAAGGCAAAGCUGAGGCCGAACGUGUGCUGCUGCGAGACGAUCAAGAUCCUAAUACUGGUUUCAUACUUCUGCCCGAUAUGAAAUGGGAUAUGAAAACAAUGAACGCGCUGUACCUGGUAGUAAUAGUACACAGGCGAGACCUCAAGUCUAUCCGCGAUUUGAAUGCUAGUCAUCUUCCGCUUUUGCGAAACAUUGCAGAAAAAGUUGAGCAAUUUGUGGAGAAGACAUACGAAAUCAAAAGUCAAAGUCUGAGGAUGUUCUUCCAUUACCAACCUAGCUACUACCAUCUGCACGUCCACGUUGUACAUACUGCUUAUACAUCUGCUCCUGGGAUCAUAGCUGGACAGGCUCACCUUCUGGAUCAAGUCAUUGACAACAUUGCUAUCAUUGACAACAAUUAUUAUCAGCGGGCAACGUUACCGUUUGUUUUAGCUGAAAAUCAUGAAAUUUGCAAGCGAUACAAAGAAGCCAAGGGAUAUUGAUCACCAAUCAUUAUCUGAUGACAAAAAGUAAUACUAGAGUAAUGUUGUCAAGAAGUAAUAAUAGAAUAAUGUAGGAUCGUAAUC
Messenger RNA from Umbelopsis ramanniana AG, 1132 nucleotides. RefSeq lists its product as uncharacterized. NCBI's taxonomy places the organism in Eukaryota, Fungi, Mucoromycota, Umbelopsidomycetes, Umbelopsidales, Umbelopsidaceae. The transcript has a single exon. Gene Ontology annotation, biological process: deadenylation-dependent decapping of nuclear-transcribed mRNA. Gene Ontology annotation, cellular component: P-body; nucleus. Gene Ontology annotation, molecular function: RNA 7-methylguanosine cap binding; hydrolase activity. The record is from RefSeq and is a predicted model, not a curated record. Bases 128 to 1048 code for a protein of 306 amino acids.